GUAACCUUGAGAAAGGAGGGUGGGCUCCGCAAGGGCGAACCAACCACGUUUGCUGAUCGUGUGUUUGCUACCGAGAUGGACAAGAACAUACAGAUCUGUGCGGCUAACUAUGAACAAACUCUGUUCAAAGAAGCUUUGAAAUACGCUUUCUUUGAAUAUCAAGCCCUUCGUGACAUGUAUCGUGAACUUUGUGGUGGCCAAGACGCUGCUAUGAAUGAGUCGCUAGUCUUUCGGUUUAUUGAAACACAAGCUCUCAUCCUUUCUCCCAUAUGCCCACAUAUCGGAGAGCAGAUAUGGCAGAUACUUGGAAAGAAUGAGCUCAUAGUCUGCGCAAAAUGGCCAGAAACACAACCAGUAGACGAGUCUCUAGUCAAGGCUGCAGAUUUUAUGCGUGAUGUUAUGGUAGACUUCCGCGCAAGAGUGAAGAAUUCUAUGAGCUCAAAGAAGAAGAAUGCGUUCACAGAACCUCCAUCAGAAGCUGUGAUCUAUGUGGCCAAAGAGUUCCCAACUUGGCAGAAAACUAUCCUGCAAAUCUUGGAGAAGAGCGCUAAUGAGAACAAUGGCGCACUACCGGAUAAUAAAACCAUCUCACAGAUAAUUGCAAAAGAAGACGCGGUCAAGAAAUUCCUCAAGAAAGCAAUGCCGUUUGUGCAAAUGGUCAAAGAACAGUACGAGCAGAAAGGAAUGGCUGCAUUAGCGACUGCAUGUGCAUUUGAUCAGCUGGGUGUUAGAAUUGCUCCAAUCAUCAAUAGUCGCGUGACCCGUAAGCGCCCGGGUAUAGCUUUUGUUUGA
Cylicostephanus goldi is the source of this 792-nucleotide messenger RNA. The record is from the annotation of a GenBank genome assembly. Lineage: Eukaryota; Metazoa; Nematoda; Chromadorea; Rhabditida; Strongylidae.